Messenger RNA from Cotesia glomerata, 673 nucleotides. RefSeq lists its product as uncharacterized. The record is from RefSeq and is a predicted model, not a curated record. Lineage: Eukaryota; Metazoa; Arthropoda; Insecta; Hymenoptera; Braconidae. Bases 131 to 325 code for a protein of 64 amino acids. The transcript is spliced from 2 exons.
UAUUAUUGAACUGAAAUAAAAGGAACUGCACAUUUAUACAUAAUCAACCUAAAAAUAAUUUUUUUAAAGAUUAUUUUAAUUUAAUUUAAUAAUACAGUCAUUAAAAGACUGAUGUUAAUUGUUUAUUAAAAUGAGAAGAGACGUGCUAAGGUUGUAUAAAGAUUUGUUGCGAUACGGCGAUAAUUUGAAGUUUACUCAUAAGAAAUAUUUCAAGUCAAGAGUAAAGCAAGAUUUUUAUGAUAAUUUAGAGUUGAAUAAUCCUAAUGACAUUCAAUUUUGUUUAGAGAAAGGACGUGAAUUAUUAUCCAAGAAAAAAGUCAUCUAGUUUUUUAACUGUUUGUUGGUCAAAAAUGUUUUUAAUAAAUCAAUCGGUCAAAUUAAUAAUAAACAAGCAAUUACGUUAUGUAUCUUAUAAAAAGUACUUAGAUUAUUCACGAGUACCUAAGCUUGACGAGAACGAUUUAGAGGAGCAAUGGGUUAAAGGAAGUGGUCCUGGAGGUUCUUGCGUCAAUAAAUCCAGUAACUGCGUUGUCCUAAAACACAAACCAUCUGGUAUUGUUGUUAAAUGUCAUCAGGUCCGUGAUGUAAUUGAAAAUAGUAAAAGAGCAAGAGAAAUCUUGAUAACAAAACUAGACAACAAAUUGAACGCUGAGUACUCGAUAGAAAACCAAAC